AUGCUCGUCAUUCAUGUUGUUCCUACUGAUGAUAAGUUCGUAUCUUUUGAGAUGUCUGGCACGACAAUUAGCCAAGGCCUCUCAUCAUGUGGAACCCGCGUCUCAUCAGUAUGUGUGGGAGUUGGGAUUAAUGUUCGCAAUAAGGAGAGAUACUUCCUGAGCACAUUCACAAUAGUUUAUUCAAUGAGACCUUCGUCUUUAGGUGUUAUCCAGGGCCAAACAAAGUGUCUUUUUGCCCAAGAAUUCAUACGACGUCUUGAUGCUGAAGAAAUCGAGAUUGUAUUUGGAAAUGCAGAAGAGAAAUCAGAGCAGGGAUCUUCUUUAUUCAGUAAGGCAGCAAGAGUUUUCCGUUCACUUGAUCGAUUCAUGAGAGCAAUUUCAAAGUAG
Molecule: messenger RNA, 387 nt
Organism: Dovyalis caffra
Lineage: Eukaryota; Viridiplantae; Streptophyta; Magnoliopsida; Malpighiales; Salicaceae
Source: the annotation of a GenBank genome assembly